UACUAUCCAUUAAUUGUCAAUUCGAGUUUCUCAUCGAUAAACUAUCGGAUUUGGUUGAUGUCGACCACGAGGACAGAGCUAUUCCAAAAACCUUACAUUCAAAUAUUCCAAGUGCAUUUCGUUCGUUAUGCACAAAUGCAGCGAAGCAAGCAAAAACUCUGAUCAGCUGUCUCUGAAGUCAUUCCAAGAGGUUAUGUUUAUAUUUGACUAAUUUUCUGUACACAUCAGUGGACCUGGUACGUUAGAAAUGGUAAUCGCUAUUGGAUUCGAAGGAAGUGCCAACAAACUUGGAAUAGGAAUUAUCAAGGAUGGUGAAGUCCUGGCCAAUGUGCGCAAAACCUACAUCACACCCCCAGGCGAGGGAUUUCUGCCUAAAGAAACUGCCGAGCAUCAUCGUUCCAAAAUUUUGGAUCUCUUGAAAGAAGCUCUCUCCGUGGCCAAGAUAUCCCCAGACGUAAUCGAUGUUGUUUGCUAUACAAAAGGACCUGGAAUGGCACCGCCGUUACUAACUGUGGCGAUUGUUGCACGUACCAUCGCCCAAAUAUGGAAUAAACCUAUUUUGGGAGUGAAUCACUGCAUCGGACACAUAGAAAUGGGCAGGUUUAUUACGAAGGCUCAGAAUCCGACUGUACUGUACGUAAGUGGCGGUAACACGCAAGUUAUCGCAUAUUCAAUGAAACGCUACAGGAUCUUCGGCGAAACAAUCGAUAUAGCAGUUGGGAACUGCCUAGAUCGAUUUGCGAGGAUUAUAAAGUUAUCGAAUGAUCCAAGUCCUGGAUAUAAUAUCGAACAAAUGGCUAAGAAAGGCGAAAAGUUUCUGAAGUUGCCUUACACCGUGAAAGGCAUGGACGUCAGCUUUUCGGGGAUCCUCUCAUUCAUCGAAAAGGAAGCAAAUCCAGCCAAAUUUAAAAAGAAUAUCAAGAAAACAAUUGACGAAAAGGAUAAAUUGACUGACGCCGAUCUUUGUUUUUCCCUGCAAGAGACCUUGUUCGCGAUGUUGGUAGAAACAACAGAGCGUGCAAUGGCUCACUGCGGCUCUGAGGAGGUGUUGAUUGUGGGUGGAGUUGGUUGCAAUGAACGGCUUCAAGAAAUGAUGCGAAUCAUGUGCGAAGAACGCGGUGGAAAAUUAUUUGCAACAGACGAAAGAUUUUGCAUCGACAACGGGCUCAUGAUCGCCCAUGCCGGAGCUGAGAUGUUUAAAUCGGGGACGAGGAUGUCAUGGAACGAUGCAACCGUCACACAGAGGUACCGCACUGACGAGGUGCUGGUAACCUGGCGGGAUGAUUAAUAAAACGCACUAUUUUACUUCUAAA
Molecule: messenger RNA, 1313 nt
Organism: Hermetia illucens (black soldier fly)
Lineage: Eukaryota; Metazoa; Arthropoda; Insecta; Diptera; Stratiomyidae
Gene: Tcs3
Product: probable tRNA N6-adenosine threonylcarbamoyltransferase
Exons: 3
Coding region: 248-1288 (346 amino acids)
Biological process (GO): tRNA threonylcarbamoyladenosine modification
Cellular component (GO): cytoplasm; EKC/KEOPS complex
Source: RefSeq, a predicted model, not a curated record